This is a messenger RNA of Psammomys obesus (fat sand rat), 2174 nucleotides long. It is a transcript of the gene Gpc3, whose product is annotated as glypican 3. Gene Ontology annotation, biological process: regulation of protein localization to membrane; positive regulation of canonical Wnt signaling pathway; cell migration. The transcript is spliced from 8 exons. Lineage: Eukaryota; Metazoa; Chordata; Mammalia; Rodentia; Muridae. The record is from RefSeq and is a predicted model, not a curated record. Gene Ontology annotation, cellular component: extracellular region; cell surface; plasma membrane. The coding region runs from base 166 to 1830 and encodes 554 amino acids.
CGCCCUCACCCAGCGCCCAGGUAGCUGCGAGGAAACUUUUGCAGCGGCUGGGUAGCAGCUCAUCUCUUGCUCUGCAGGGCCACUGCCAGACUUGCUGAGUCCCGGGACCGCUCCAGCUCUUCUUGCCACUCUCUCGUGCUCUCCUCUCUCCCCCCGAGAAGCAGGAUGGCCGGGACCGUGCUCACCGCGUGCUUGCUGGUGGCGAUGCUGCUCGGCAUGGGGUGCCUGGGACAGGCGCAACCCCCGCCACCUCCAGACGCCACCUGUCACCAGGUCCGCUCUUUCUUCCAGAGACUGCAGCCCGGACUCAAAUGGGUUCCGGAAACCCCUGUGCCAGGAUCAGAUUUGCAAGUGUGUCUCCCCAAGGGCCCAACAUGCUGCUCAAGAAAAAUGGAAGAAAAAUACCAACUAACAGCACGGCUGAACAUGGAACAACUGCUCCAGUCUGCUAGUAUGGAGCUCAAGUUCUUAAUUAUUCAGAAUGCUGCGAUUUUCCAAGAGGCCUUUGAAAUUGUUGUUCGCCAUGCCAAGAACUACACCAACGCCAUGUUUAAGAAUAACUACCCCAGCCUGACUCCACAAGCUUUUGAAUUUGUCAGUGAAUUUUUCACAGAUGUGUCUCUCUACAUCUUGGGUUCUGAUAUCAACAUGGACGAUAUGGUCAAUGAAUUGUUCGACAGCCUCUUUCCAGUCAUUUAUACCCAGAUGAUGAACCCAGGCCUGCCUGAGUCAGUAUUAGACAUCAACGAGUGUCUCCGAGGAGCAAGACGUGACCUGAAAGUUUUUGGCAGUUUCCCCAAGCUUAUUAUGACCCAGGUUUCCAAGUCACUGCAAGUCACUAGAAUCUUCCUUCAAGCCCUGAAUCUAGGAAUUGAAGUCAUCAACACUACCGAUCACCUCAAGUUUAGCAAGGACUGUGGCCGUAUGCUCACCAGAAUGUGGUACUGCUCUUACUGCCAGGGACUGAUGAUGGUUAAGCCUUGUGGUGGUUAUUGCAAUGUGGUCAUGCAAGGCUGUAUGGCAGGUGUGGUGGAGAUUGACAAGUACUGGAGAGAAUACAUUCUGUCUCUUGAAGAACUCGUAAAUGGCAUGUACAGAAUUUACGACAUGGAGAAUGUGCUGCUCGGACUCUUCUCUACCAUCCAUGAUGCCAUCCAGUAUGUGCAGAAGAACGGAGGCAAGCUGACCACCACUAUUGGCAAAUUGUGUGCCCACUCCCAGCAACGCCAAUAUAGAUCUGCUUAUUAUCCUGAAGAUCUGUUUAUUGACAAGAAGGUAUUAAAAGUUGCUCAUGUAGAACAUGAAGAAACCUUAUCCAGCCGAAGAAGGGAACUGAUUCAGAAGCUGAAGUCUUUCAUCAGCUUCUACAGUGCUUUGCCUGACUACAUCUGCAGCCAUAGCCCCGUGGCCGAAAAUGAUACCCUGUGCUGGAACGGACAAGAACUUGUGGAGAGAUACAGCCAGAAGGCAGCAAGGAAUGGGAUGAAGAAUCAGUUUAACCUCCAUGAACUGAAAAUGAAGGGCCCUGAACCGGUGGUUAGUCAGAUCAUUGACAAACUGAAGCACAUUAACCAGAAAAGUGUCUUUAUAGAAUUAGAAGUGAAACUAUUUGUAGGAAUGCAGGAGACUAAUGACGUGAGGGUGGUCAGGAAAGGGGAAGAACUGUCAUAUGAUGUGGAUGUGGACGAGGCUCCAGGGAACAAGCAACAUGUGAAUGAGAAGGACAACGAGAUCACCACCUCUCACAGCGUGGGGAACAUGCCAUCCCCCCCAAAAAUCCUGAUCAGUGUGGCCAUCUAUAUGGCAUGCUUCUUUUUCCUGGGGCACUGACUCGCCAGUACCCAGGUGCCUGUGCUGCCCUGCAGCACCCUGUGGUCCUCCUACAUAAAGGAAGCCACCUUCUUCCUUUUUUUUUUCCUAUUUUUUUUCCUAUGCCUCCUCCCGCCAUUAAGUAGGAGACUAACCGCGUGUUAUGUUUUCGAAAAUCAAAUGGCAUCCUUACGAGGAAGGUAAAUUUUAGUGGUAGAAUAGUUUUUUGUUUUUUGAUUUUUUGAAAAGAAAAAAAAAAACCUUCAAGUUGUGCCAAAUUAUUUUCUUACAUUUGACUGCUAUAACAUGGUUGUCAUGUUUCCCUCUUUUCUCUUUUUCUGCAUGGAUUUCUUUGAAAAAAAUAA